AUGCCCGAGGACCCUGCUCCAUCACGUCCCAGAUUCCGCCUUUCCAUCCCCCAAACUCCUGAAAAUUCUUACAACCUCCCUCCCCUUCCACCUCCCACCACCACCACCACUCCCGCCAUCUCCUACUACGACCUCCACAAGAUUCAGGUUCUUGAACGCAGAAAUGGCGCCACCAUCCACAAAGUCCAACAAAUCUCCACCUCUCAGCUCUACGCGCUCAAGACCUUCCACGCCGCCAACAAUCCCGCUGUUCGCCAACAGCUUUUGCGGGAGAUCGAAAUUCUCCAACUCACCAACUCGCCGCACGUUAUUCGCUGCUACGUAAUCUUCGAGAUGCCUUCCGGUGACGACGAGCUACUUUAUGAGUACAUGGACGCCGGCUCUCUCGAAACCCUUUUACGUAGAAAUGGUUCUUUCUCCGAAAACCUACUGGUUCACAUCGCUAGACAAGUUCUUGAAGGUUUGAACUACUUGCAUGGCGUCAAGAUCGUACACAGAGACAUCAAGGCCGCCAACCUGCUGGUGAAUUCAAAUAUGGAGAUCAAGAUUUCGGAUUUCGGCUUAGGCAAGAUCAUCCGCCCCACCGUUUACUCCUUCAACUCUUCUGACGGCACCGUUUACAUGAGUCCUCAGCCUCAAACCUAUGCUCAAGACGACAAUCUUUACGCGGAAGAUAUCUGGAGCCUUGGGGUGACUUUAUUGGAGCUUUACGGGGGUGGGUUUCUGUUCUUGGAACCGGGUGAGAAACCCGACUGGGCGGUAUUGACGGUUAAGAUGGACGGCGUCGCAGCUGCUGGCUCACCCGUUUUUGGCUCUGUAAACAUUAAACGGCGUGGCAGCAAGCUUCUAGCUGAGAUUUUUUCUCUUCCUCUCCAAGAAAAUCACAGAAGCAGAGAAGAAUACCCUAAUCAUGGUGGCCGUCGUCUCUGCUCCACCACGUCCCAAACUCCGCCUCAAAUUCAUCAAACUCUACUCAACCUCCCUCUGCUUCCACCUCUAGCCACAUCCGCCUCCAUCGUCUCCUACUCCGACCUCCACAAGAUUGUUGGAGCUGAAGCAGCUCUAAUACUGUUGUAG
This is a messenger RNA of Carica papaya (papaya), 1077 nucleotides long. NCBI's taxonomy places the organism in Eukaryota, Viridiplantae, Streptophyta, Magnoliopsida, Brassicales, Caricaceae. The record is from RefSeq and is a predicted model, not a curated record.